GUUGAGGGUCCAAGAGCGUCUUGGGAACAUAGCGAAGACAUCGCGCAAGUACAAGGCAUCGCAGCUUUCUCCGCUUUCGACUUGAGACGUUGACUCCUCUGAGGCUUCGACAUGAAGGUGUCUUUACUAGCCGUUUUGCUUCUCGGUAUUGUUGCUGCAACAUACGGGCAAGGUGAAUGUGGCAGUAACCCGUGUGAGAAUGGCUCAGUGUGUCAAGACGGAGAAGGGACAUACAUCUGUGAAUGCCAGAUGGGCUAUGAUGGGCAAAACUGCGAUCGUUUCACAGGUGCAAACUGCGGAUAUAAUAUCUUCGAAUCGACUGGAGUGAUCGAGUCUCCCAACUACCCGGCCAAUUACAAUAACCGAGCCGACUGUCUCUACCUCGUCCGGAUCAAGGGUGCACGUGUCAUAACCUUUACCAUCGAGGAUUUCGCGACCGAGAUCUUUAAAGAUGCUGUUGAGUACGGUGUGGGCCCUGUCGCUGAUUUCAACCAAGCUCUGGCAACCUUCGAAGGAAACCUGACUGCAAAUAACCAGGUCCCACCUCCGUUCUCAGUCCAGGGAGAACAAGCCUGGUUCAUCUUCUCGACAGAUCGUAACAUCCCCCGGAAGGGAUUCAGAAUCACAUUCUCAUCAGAUGGAGACGACUGUACCCCUAACCCCUGUCUGAAUGGCGCAACUUGCGUUGACCAGGUCAAUGAUUAUCAAUGUAUCUGCGCUCCUGGAUUCACCGGAGAUAACUGCGAAACAGAUAUUGAUGAGUGUGCUAGCGCCCCUUGCCGUAACGGUGGUGCAUGCGUAGACCAGGUCAAUGGAUACACCUGUAACUGUAUUCCUGGAUUCAAUGGAGUCAACUGCGAAAACAAUAUCAACGAAUGUGCCAGCAUUCCUUGUCUGAAUGGAGGGAUCUGUGUGGAUGGUAUCAACCAGUUCGCCUGCACCUGUCUCCCUGGAUACACGGGAAUCCUUUGUGAAACCGACAUUGACGAAUGUGCAAGCAGCCCAUGCCAAAAUGGCGGUUCCUGUACUGACGCUGUGAACAGAUAUACAUGUGAUUGCCGUGCUGGAUUUACUGGAAGCAACUGUGAGACAAAUAUCAACGAGUGUGCCAGCAGCCCUUGUCUUAAUGGAGGCUCGUGCUUGGAUGGAGUUGAUGGUUACGUUUGCCAAUGUCUUCCAAACUACACGGGCACUCACUGCGAGAUAUCACUGGAUGCCUGCGUGAGUCUGCCGUGCCAAAAUGGCGGAGUAUGUACGAACGUUGGUGGCGAUUACGUUUGUGAAUGUCUACCAGGAUAUACUGGCAUUAAUUGCGAAAUCGAUAUUAACGAAUGCGCUAGUCUACCGUGCCAGAACGGUGGCGAAUGUAUCAACGGUAUAGCCAUGUACAUCUGCCAAUGUCGUCAAGGAUACGCCGGUGUGAACUGCGAAGAAGUUGGAUUCUGUGACUUGGAAGGCUUGUGGUAUAACGAGUGUAAUGAUCAGAUCACCAUCAUCAAGACCUCGACAGGAAUGAUGCUUGGAGAUCACAUGACUUUCACUGAACGUGAACUCGGAGUCGCAGCCCCUACCGUGAUGGUCGGCUACGCAAGCAACAAUUACGACUUCCCAUCAUUCGGAAUCACCGUAGUCCGUGAUAAUGGACGCACGACCACCAGCUGGACUGGUCAGUGUCAUCUAUGUGAUGGUCAAGAGGUCUUAUAUACCACAUGGAUCGAGAGCAGCAUGGUCAGUACCUGUGAGGAGAUCAAGAGAGCUAACAAGGUUGGACAGGAUAAAUGGACGAGGUACGAGCAGAGCUUCGCUCCACAACCCGACGCAUAAAGAGAUAGUUCACCUCAAUUUACUCAUAUAAAAACAUAGUUGUGGGUGGAAACAAAUCCGCGUGUGUUUUAAUAAAAAUCAUUUUAAACAGUGUUUAUAUUCAAUACUAAUGUAUUUUAUCGUUUUUUAACACAUUAAAAUAAUAGAUUAGAAUU
Messenger RNA from Strongylocentrotus purpuratus (purple sea urchin), 1979 nucleotides. RefSeq names its product fibropellin c (gene EGFIII). Lineage: Eukaryota; Metazoa; Echinodermata; Echinoidea; Camarodonta; Strongylocentrotidae. The record is from RefSeq and is marked provisional. Gene Ontology annotation, molecular function: biotin binding; calcium ion binding.